Molecule: messenger RNA, 4422 nt
Organism: Heterostelium album PN500
Lineage: Eukaryota; Evosea; Eumycetozoa; Acytosteliales; Acytosteliaceae
Gene: agl
Product: glycogen debranching enzyme
Exons: 3
Coding region: 1-4422 (1473 amino acids)
Biological process (GO): glycogen catabolic process
Molecular function (GO): amylo-alpha-1,6-glucosidase activity; 4-alpha-glucanotransferase activity
Source: RefSeq, a predicted model, not a curated record
AUGAUUGACAAUCAAUCUGAUAAAAGUGCACUUGGCAGCACUACAAACAACAACAACAAUAAUAAUAAUAAAACUGGUAUAAUGUUAAAUCAACAACAGUCAACUUCAACAACAGCAAAUAAUAAUAAUGUAAAAAAGAUUGGAGAAUCACAAUCCGAUGUAUUCUCUAUUACACUCACAGGAAACACAGGUAGUGAGCCACCAUUCUCCAAUAAGGGUUUGGUGUUGCCACGCUUUGGCACACUGAGGAUUGUGGUACCGUGUGGUCUGGAAGCGGCUGCCGGUCAACCGCAACUCUACUGCAACUACCCGGCGAGUGGCGCUCAAUUUUCGCGUACUCAGUACAGCCUCAUCAAGUCACCAACAACCUACAACGGCCACGACGAUAUCGUCUUCAACUUGAAAAUCACUCACCACGGCUGUUUCGACUACUAUCUCGAGUGGAGCGCACCUUCCUCGCCGUCUUCUGACAAGAAGAUUGUGAAGCGUGGUAGUAUCGGUAGUUUCCAGAUUCAUCCAAACCUGUCCAUCAACGGACGACCUCUUCAACCGGAUGGAAUCGUGCUGCAGACCGUUCUUACCAAAUGUCUUGGAACUCUGGAUAGCUGGAAUGAUUACAUAAAGACUGCUUCGGAAACCGGUUACAAUAUGAUUCACUAUACUCCGGUGCAAGAGAUCGGUGCAUCGGGAUCUUGCUAUUCCAUCUUUGACCAACUUUCUAUCGCGCCAAGUCUGUGGCCAGCUGGAAAGGCUCCGGCCGAUCAGAACCAACGUCUCGACGCACUGGAAAAGGUGAUUCGCGAAUCAGAGCGCAACCACGGUUGCAUAUCGAUGAUCGACUUGGUUUGGAAUCAUACUUCCUUCAACUCCAAUUGGUUGAAACAACAUCCGGAAGCUGGAUACAAUCCCGACAAUUCGCCGCAUCUCAAAGCUGCAGUCGAGGUUGACCAAGCACUCAACCGUUACUCAAAAUCCAUUGAAGGAACUUCGAUCGUAUCGUUGGAGCAGCUCGACAAUCUCAUUACCCACAUUGGUGACAGCUGUUUGAAUCCAUUGAAGCUCUGGGAAUACUACGUACUCGAUGUCAGUCGUGAGAUGGAGUCAUUCAACCAAAAGUAUCCGGCUACCGUUCCAACUAUCAAUCCAGAGAUGCCAUUCAACUCGCCAUUCAUGCCAAUCUCACCAAAGAAUGCCAAUGAGAAUGCCGAUCUCGUUAAUCAAAUUCAAAAGAAAGGAUUGAUUCGUAAUCCAAACUAUGAACGUUUCUCAAUGACCAUCGAUUUGGAAUUCACUUUUAAACUUCUCAAUGGAAAUGCAACCUUUAAGAACUACACAAUGGAGGAGAAGAAACAGAGAUACGAAGAUUUGUUGCGUCUUAUCAAUUUGAAUCUCUAUCGUGAGUACGACGGUGACCAUGAUGCCAUUCUCAACAAUGUUCGUGAGCGUAUCAAGUAUGAGCGUCUCGCUGCACACGGACCACGUCUCGGACCAAUUUCCAGCUCGAAGCCAAUGCUCGCCAGCUACUUCACCAUUGUGGAGUGUGACGAUGGACGUCGUGUUCCUCUCGCCAACAACGGUUGGAUCUUCAACUACAAUCCAGCCGUAGAUUUCGCCAGUAAAGAUUCUCGCGCCUAUCUUCGUCGUGAUGUUAUCGUCUGGGGAGAUUGUGUGAAGAUGCGAUACGGACAGAAACCAGAGGAUAAUCCAUGGCUGUGGCAACACAUGAGAACUUACACCGAGAGAAUGGCCAAGCUAUUCCACGCCAUUCGUAUUGACAAUUGUCAUUCCACACCAAUCAACGUCGCUCAAUAUCUCUUGGACGCCGCACGUGCAGUCCGUCCAACGAUCUACGUGACCUGCGAGUUAUUCACCGGUUCCGAAGAGGCAGACAGUGAAUUUGUCAAGCGUUUGGGUAUCAACUCGUUGAUUCGUGAAGCAAUGCAAUGUCACGAUAGUUGGGAGCUUGGACGUGUAUGUCAUCGUUAUGGAGGACAGCCAAUUGCCUCGUUUGUCUCGCCAACUGUCGAGGGAAGACAUUUCCAUUCGGUGUCGAAUCAACCAUACGACGUCAACUCGUUGAAACCUCAUCUUCCACCAGCACUCUUUAUGGAUUGCACUCACGACAAUGAGACACCGGCACAAAAGAGAACUGUUGCCGACACUCUUCCCAACUCUGCUAUUGUCGCCAUGACUGUAUCGGCCAUUGGAAGUACUCACGGUUACGAUGAAAUCUAUCCAUCCACUAUUGAUCUUGUUCAUGAAACUCGUACCUACCAGAAGCAAUCGGGUGACAACAAAUCUGGUUUGUUCCCUCUAAAGACAUUGCUAAACAAACUACAUGUUGAAAUGGCAGACAAUCAAUACAGUGAGGUUCAUAUUCAUCAGGAGCACAAUGUGAUAAUGGUACAGAGAUUCUCACCAAAAUUGAACCGAUCGGUAUUCCUUGUUGCUCACACAGCAUUCACUGUCGACAACCCAGAGGAUAUCCUCCUACCAGAGGUCAUCAACAUCCCAUGCAAAGUAACAGAGUUUAUCGUUGGUGCAAGAAUUACAAACAGCCAUGACUGGCAUAGAAACGAUCAACUCUUGACCGGUGUAAACAUUGACGUUGAAACCUACUAUGGAAACAGUGUAUUUGAUAAAUAUUGUUACAUUGAAAAUGAUUAUAGUUUAGAGAGAAAUCUAAAAUUAAAACUUAAAGAUUUCCCACCUGGUGCUAUACUUUUGUUUAGAGGAGAAGUACCGGCGGAAUGCACAACUGCUAUGAAUCAAUUGGAUGUUGCUUUGAGUGAAGUGAGUGCUUUGGAUAAUGCAAUUCGUUCAUUUACAUUGUUGGAUAUGAAUACUAUUUUGUUUAAGCAUCCAGAGGAGGAGCGUGUCAAUGGUGGAGGUGGAUAUAAUAUUCCAAACUAUGGAACACUUCCAUUCUGUGGUAUUCAGGGAUUCGCUACCAUUUUGAAUCGUAUCAGCGAGUGGAACGAUCUCAGUCAUCCACUGUGUAACAAUCUUCGUGAAGGUAACUGGGCUAUGGAUUAUAUCAUGAUGCGUCUCAACAACAACCCAGCCUACAAACCACUGAUCGAAUGGUUCAACCAUUCCUUCUGGCUGGUCAAACAGAUUCCACGCCAUUUCAUUCCAAAGUAUUUCAAUGCUGUUGUUCUCACUGCCUAUCGUUCCAUCGUUGAUAAAGCCAUCAGUUUGAUGUCACCGUUUGUCAUUGAAUCCAACUGGUUCGUCAAAGCAUUGGCUCUAGCAUCGAUUGAAUUCUACGGAGUGUGCACUCCACUCAUUAACAAUCCAAUUGUACUCGAGUCAUUCAAGAAUCCACAGGCAUCUCUCUGUGCUGGACUUCCACAUUUCUGUGCUGGAUAUAUGCGUAGUUGGGGAAGAGAUACGUUCAUCGCGUUGAGGGGUGUUAUGUUGUCAACCGGUCGUUUGGAUGAGGCGAAACAACUUAUCGUUGGCUAUGGAUCGUCCACGCAAUUCGGUUUGAUUCCCAAUCUUUUGGAUAGCGGAAAUCGUCCACGUUACAACGCCAGAGACAGCACUUGGUGGUACUUAAAAUCGAUCCAAGAUUACUCUGAUCUGCUCGCUUCCGAUACCGAAAGAAAGACAUUCCUCGCCACCCGAGUAUUCCGUCUGUUCCCAUCGGAUCCAAAUCAACCGUAUUCCACCGUUGCCGAGUUGAUUCAAGAGAUCAUGCAGUGUCACGCCCAGGGAAUCAAAUUCCGUGAGCCAUUCGCAGGUCGUGAGAUCGAUGAGAAGAUGAAAGACGAGGGAUUCAACAUCAAUAUCACUCUCAACCGUGACAAUGGAUUUUUAUACGGUGGUAACCAAUUCAAUUGUGGAACCUGGAUGGACAAAAUGGGAGAGUCGGCCAAGGCUCACAACUAUGGAGAUCCAGCUACUCCACGUGAUGGUGCACCCAUAGAAAUUACAGCCAUGCUAUUCUCCACUCUCAAGUGGUUGGCCAAGAUCAACCAAUCCGGAAUCUAUCCACACUCCUCGGUCAAAGUGAGCGGCUCAGACCUGAAGUUCUCCGAAUGGCAAAAGUUGAUCCAAGACAAUUUCGAGUUGUUCUACUACAUUCCAAGUUCAUCGGAAGAUAAGAAAUACAAAAUCAAUACUUCUUUUGUCAGAAGACGUUAUAUCUACAAAGAUACCGUUGGAAGUUCCUCGCAGUACACCGACUACCAAUUCCGACCGAACCAACUGGUCGCCAUGUCGUUUGCACCGGAGCUUUUCAACCGUGAAAAAGCACAAAAGACUUUGGAUUUGACUUACAUCCAACAAUCAUCGUACGCUUCACUCCCAGAACUCACAAACAGAGAUGGUGCUUAUUGUAGAGAUAGUUGUGAUUCUCAAGCAUGGUCAAUUGGAACAAUUAUUGCCUCAUUGUGUUAUUUGAACAAUCAUAAAUAA